Fusarium sp. VM40 is the source of this 381-nucleotide messenger RNA. Lineage: Eukaryota; Fungi; Ascomycota; Sordariomycetes; Hypocreales; Nectriaceae. The record is from the annotation of a GenBank genome assembly.
AUGACUCCUUCAGCCGGUCUUGGAGUCUACUUACUCGGCCUCGCCUGGACGGUACGAGGGUUCAUGGCCCUUUGCUUCCCACAGCAUGAAUUCCGCACCAUUGGAAUCAAGGAUAUGCGAUCUUCAGACGACAUCGCCAGCUUCUCGCCCAUCUUCAUGCUUGGAUUCAGAGACAUCUCCAUCGGCAUGUUUCUCAUAGCUCACCAAAAGGAAGACAAUCCCACCGCUGUGGCUACUCUAUUGGCCGUGAUGGGGAUGAUGAAACUCGGCGAUACUUUUCUCGUUUUCAUUAUCGGCGAUGGGAAUAAGACGGUCAAAGGCCUUGGGCACCUUUUCAUGGCUCUUAUGUUUUUCUUUUGGAUUGCUGUUGUACUGCAUUAG